AUGAAAGUCUUAUUUCUUGCAAUGAGCAAUGGCAUUUGGUCAACUGACUUGGGGUUCUUGGAGAGCCUUGGUGACAGUGUUGGAAGAGAAAAUGAUGUGAAUGGUAAAGGUAGUCCUACAAUGAAAGAGUUGGUUGAUUCAGUGAAAUGGCCGGGGGAUCUAGAGCCGCCUCGGGUUCCCAAAGGAUGGUCAAUGCCUACAGCUAAGAAUAAACUGAAGAUUGGGUUUCCAAGUGAAGCCUCUUUCAAGCAGUUUGUGAAUGUAGAAUUGCCCAAUAAUCACAGUGAAAAAAAACCUACUGGUUACUGCUUCUGUGUCUUCGAGGAGAUUGAAAAAUUUUUGGAAUAUAGGGUACUUGCUGAAUUUGUGGAGAGUGAAAGCUCCUAUGAUGAACUAGUUGCUCGGCUUGCUGAUAAGUUUGGUUCUUCGUGCAUCGAUCUAAUCCAGAAUUCAGUGGCACAUGGAGGGAUUAGCUUGCCAAGUCGCUUUGGUUCACCUUCUGUACUCUUUUCUUUGCUCAUAGCAUUCCAGAAAGGUUCUCCGAUAGCUGUAGAUGUAUCUGAUGCCAUUCUACAUCUAUCAGAAAAUGGCAAGCUGAAAGAAUUAGAAGAUAGACUGUUUACUCCUUCCUCUGAAUGUUCAACGUUGCAAAUUGCUGAAGACAAGGAUAGCUUGCAGAUUCAGAGCUUCUAG
Ilex paraguariensis (yerba mate) is the source of this 693-nucleotide messenger RNA. The record is from the annotation of a GenBank genome assembly. Lineage: Eukaryota; Viridiplantae; Streptophyta; Magnoliopsida; Aquifoliales; Aquifoliaceae.